GCUCAUUGGCUGGGAAGGAGGAAGACGUGAAGACGGGGAACUGGAUACUUUGCUGGCAAUCUGUUCUGUGGCUAAUGACAUUAUUAUUUCGUUAUUUUAGUUAUAGCGUUAAUAUAGUCAGAGUUACUGCUACAUAUUUUUUUUCAUUGAAUGUUCUUUGAAUAUUGUGUUUUUUGUUUUGCCCAUUUUGUGCUUGAAUGACGGUAGAAUAUGAUGUCGGGCCCGUUUUGCUGUGCAGCCGCUGAAUUCAGCCUCUCACCGUGCAGCUGAGCUGUUACGAGUCCGACGGUGUUGCUGUCUGAACGAUGAUUAAGCGAUGUCUGAUGUUGAGAUCACGUACGCCGACUUCAUCGCUUCUGGCAGGACAGGGCGUAGGAAUGCCCUUCACGACAUCCUGCAGAGUCCUACGGGCCCUGAAGGCCAAGAUCUUACCCUUACCCUGUCCCUAUCCCAACUUCACAUCAAUGCAGGAGGGGGAGAUGCAAACGACGCCGAUGACACCCAAAGCUCAUCCUCCUCGGCUCAAAGAGAGGCAGCGCAGAAGAACAGCUAACCUUCCACAGUCACUCCCUGGUGAACAGAACAUUGGUGCAUUGAUUCCUGGCCUUGUUGGGUCCAAACCCUCUCUUCACACCUGUCAGGUCGCUGGAGGCUAACGGAAUAUUGAAGCAUUUGCAUUAUCAAUACUACUGAUGAGACUAGUUAGUAGCAAGUCUCUCUAAAAGCUAAAGUCCAGUGUGGAGGCAACAAACUGGAAUAUGCACUUUGCUCUCACGCCUUCUGUGCACGACAACAACAGACUUUACAGCAAGUGCUUUAGAGUUCAAGUGAAAUGAGAGGACAUUGUAAUUUUCUUCAUUUAGUGGAUUAAAGUGCAGUGCUAAAAUACUGAUUGGGGUGAAUGAAAAAGAGAGCCUCUGUUGCUUUUGUAGUUGUGCAAGCAAUUUGUGAGCCCACUGAGAUGUGUUAAUGUAAUGGGUCGCAGUGGAGCUAGCAUGUGUGUAGAGGUAGUGAUGCUGAUAGGGAUUAAAUUGCUAGUUAAUGGCGUGUGCUUCCUUGAAAUUGACAAUACUGUUCAGAAAAUUGGAGCAUAUGUAAGCAGGGCUGGAAACACAUACAAACUUGUCCACUGUUCUGUGACUAAAUUGGACUGUCAUACACUCUUUUUUUUGUGAUAGAUCGAGUUCAAAUCAUGUAAUUAAAACCCAAACCAUUUAAAAUACAAAUAAUCACUUGUGAAACAUAUCACAUCAAAAACAAAAGCCAAGCUAUCAUUUAUAAAAAUGUUACAAUGACUCGUUUGUUUAAUUUCUUUUUUUGCUCGGUGUACAAUGAAUUAUUUACAAUUAUUACAUGGAAAAAUAUGAUAACUUACUCAGAAUUGUAGGCCAUUGUUGUUUUGAGCAUUUCAAACACAACAUCCAAAUACGAUCAAGCAAAACUGUGAACAAUGCUUUACGGAUCGAUCAUGCAACUUUGACUUCAAUUUAUCCCCCACUCGUCUGAGUUACCAUGGAUACAAUUUUAGUCUUAAUUAUUCAAUUUACCAAGACGUUGGGCAACUCGAUUCGUGAGCAAGUGUACGAAAUUAAGUAUCCUGAAUUCAUUCAAAAAGUACCUGUGUGGAAAUUAUUUCCAGUGGGGUUGUAACAUUAGGCAAAUACGCACUAAACCUCGAAUACUUUACUAGUUUGGGUGCACCUAGCCUAUACUUUAUCAAAGUAGGCACAUCCUUG
Messenger RNA from Syngnathoides biaculeatus (alligator pipefish), 1736 nucleotides. It is a transcript of the gene pkia, whose product is annotated as cAMP-dependent protein kinase inhibitor alpha. The transcript has 3 exons. Gene Ontology annotation, biological process: negative regulation of cAMP-dependent protein kinase activity. The coding region runs from base 317 to 553 and encodes 78 amino acids. Lineage: Eukaryota; Metazoa; Chordata; Actinopteri; Syngnathiformes; Syngnathidae. The record is from RefSeq and is a predicted model, not a curated record. Gene Ontology annotation, cellular component: nucleus; cytoplasm. Gene Ontology annotation, molecular function: cAMP-dependent protein kinase inhibitor activity.